Cryptomeria japonica (Japanese cedar) is the source of this 1780-nucleotide messenger RNA. Its product is annotated as protein OSB3, chloroplastic/mitochondrial. Gene Ontology annotation, cellular component: mitochondrial nucleoid. Gene Ontology annotation, biological process: positive regulation of helicase activity; mitochondrial DNA replication. The transcript has 7 exons. Lineage: Eukaryota; Viridiplantae; Streptophyta; Pinopsida; Cupressales; Cupressaceae. Gene Ontology annotation, molecular function: single-stranded DNA binding. The coding region runs from base 127 to 1350 and encodes 407 amino acids. The record is from RefSeq and is a predicted model, not a curated record.
CAUUUUAAAAAAAUGUAGCGAAGAGAAUAGUACCGUUUUGAAGGGACAGCGCAUAAAACCCUGAUUUGAAGGUCUGGGUAAAUAACCCAUUUCAUUCUGCAAGGUGAAAGCAUUUCAAGUGCAGGCAUGGCGUUGGCUUCUCUAGUGAUUCCGCGCACGACACUAUCUCAUACCUCUGCACGCCUUUGUCUCCUUGGCAAUAAACAACGUGCAUUUGCAUUUUCAUUCGCUUCGGCGCCCGGAAAUUCUUCUGCUGUUAACCCUGCGGCUACUUUUAGCGGCCUACAAAGGGAUGCUAGAAAAUUUGAGGGGGCCCAAAAGUUCCCUCGGCCAGAAACAAUACCAUGGCAGGAGGAGUUAGCCAACAAGGUCCAGUUGAUAGGAUUCAUAGGUGGCCCCGUUGAGUUGAGAUAUACGAGUACAGGGAAAGCUUUUGUUUCGACUAAUCUUGCAGCCAAAUUAAAUAGCAAGACAUCGGAACCUACUUGGUUUGCUUUAAAAUUUUGGCACGAGAUGGCAGAAAUUGCAGCUGAACAUGUGAAGACAGGUGAUAAAGUGUAUGUCUCAGGUUACAUGAAUCAUGAUGCAACUGAGGAUGAUAAGAAUACACGGACAAUGAUUAAGGUUGUGGUUAGCUUGCUGAAUUUUGUUGAACGAGACCCUUCUUUUGGACCACACACAGAUGCAAACAUGAAUUCUUCUCUUUUAGGUUCACCAUGCAUUGAUGCAAACAUGAAUUAUUCUAUUUCAGGUUCACCACAAGAGGGUAUAAAUAUGAAACAUGCUAUUUCAGGUUCACCACAAGAGGGUAAAAAUAUGAAACAAGCUAUUACGGGUCCACCGCAAGAGAGUACAAAUAUGAAACAGGCUAUUUCAGGCAGCAAGGUUAUGGGGACAGAAAAGUUGUGGGAGGCAUUUUUUCUUAAUCCAACUGAAUGGUGGGACAACAGAAAGGAUAAGAGAAAUCCAAAAGCUCCCGAUUUCAAGCACAAGACUACAGGUGAAUCACUAUGGAUUGAAAGUUAUGGUAACCCAUCAUGGGUUAAAUCUCAGUUAGACAAACUGGAUGAUGAAAGCAGCAAGGUUAUGGGGACAGAAAAGUUGUGGGAGGCAUUUUUUCUUAAUCCAACUGAAUGGUGGGACAACAGAAAGGAUAAGAGAAAUCCAAAAGCUCCCGAUUUCAAGCACAAGACUACAGGUGAAUCACUAUGGAUUGGAAGUUAUGGUAACCCAUCAUGGGUUAAAUCUCAGUUAGACAAACUGGAUGAAAGUAUGAGUUUUUCACAUCAACAAACGAAUCCUAAGAAGUCAUUAUCAUCAUUUGGGGACAGUGAUUUCAACCUUUUCUAAGGGCUGACUGUUUGACAAGGAAAGUUUGAUGUGCAAAUGCAAUGUUAUAUACUGUGGGCAGGGGAAAUUUGGAGCGCUGGAAUUUUCCUUUACAAGAAUAGAAGAGUUGUGAAUCUUUUGUCAUUGUAUGAAAUGUAUAUGCUACACAAGAAAUUCAGGAAAACGGAAAGUUGAUGUGAAUUUGUAAAUUUUGGGGAAUAUCUAUAAACUUUAUGUGCAUUUAUAACUUGGCCUGAUUUGCGGAAAGGUUGUUAAUUGGUGCAAAUUGAAAGGCCAGAAAUAUUUCUCUGACUGCAUAUUGAAACUAACGCCAUUAUAUUUUAUUGUGUAGUUUAGAAGACGGCCUUAGUUAAACAUUAAAAUUAGUCUUCUCAGUAUAAUUAUUGCUGUUUACUUGAGUUUCUAAAGUGGAACUUGUUUUUUUCUUUCU